Bactrocera tryoni is the source of this 1990-nucleotide messenger RNA. RefSeq lists its product as uncharacterized. NCBI's taxonomy places the organism in Eukaryota, Metazoa, Arthropoda, Insecta, Diptera, Tephritidae. The record is from RefSeq and is a predicted model, not a curated record. The coding region runs from base 64 to 1362 and encodes 432 amino acids. The transcript is spliced from 3 exons.
CAAAUAAAAAAAUAAAAUUUCAUUUUUAUACAAUUUAACAACAACGACAACAGUUUAAACAAAAUGAGCAAACUCUUGACAUCCGCUGACAUCGAAGACGGUAAAGUCGAGGUUGACCCAGUCACCAAGGCUCGCACUGAAUACAAAGUUAUCGAUGGCGGUUAUGAGGUACGCACCAUCACCCCCCAGCCGAAUGGCACCUUGAAAACCUCCGUGCGCACUUUCUGGGAUCCCAAGCCCGUCAGCGAAGAGGAUGCAAAGCGUGAGGCGCAAAAUAAGCUGGAGAUCCGUAAGCGCUUCGGCAAGGAGGUACGCAUCGACAAAAAUACAACUAUGCUGACACGCGAAAUCGAAGGUGGUUACGAAGAAGUCUACACCACCAUCAAUGAUGAUGGCUCACGCAGCAUGCGCACUAAGACUUUCUUCGAUUCAGUGCCAGCUGAGUUGCCCGACGACUACAAGGUGCCUGCCGUCGACAAGAAUAAGAAGAAGGCGGCUUUGGUGAAGAAAUCUUCGGUGGACUCGACCGAUUCAACUGAAUCGCGUCGUAUUGUACAACGUACCGACCAACAACAGGGUAACUUCAAGCAACACACCACUGUGGAGGAGUCACGUCGUUUCUCGCAGAGCACUGAGAUCACCGAAAACAAUCGUACUGUACGCAAGAACUCCGUACAAGAACAAAAUAUCAAACAAAUUACCUCUUCGACUGGCAGUGCUGCUGAUACUAAGGACAAGAAGAAGACCAAGAAGACCAAGUCUAACAUACCACCACCACCACCAGAUUUCAUUGAGAAUGAUACCACCACUGUCAGCUCAAAGCGUGUGCCACAUGGCGUUGAGUAUACCUACUCUACUAAAUUGGAAUCGGGCAAAACUAUCACCACUUCGAAGACGGUGUACGAAGAAGAAGAGGCCGAAUUGACUGAAGAAGAGAUACGCGCUUAUAAAAAGACCUUAAAAGAUGCUGAGAAGCACAAGAAUGUUACGUCCACAAAGAAACUGCGAUCUGAAUCGGGUACCAAGAAGAUUGUACCAUCUGAGAAUCCCGGUGAUGUAACUACCGUUGAGACUAUCAAGAUUGAAGGUGGCACCGAAUAUCAUUACACCACUGUCACCGCUGAGGGUAUCGUCAAGAAGGCCGUCAAGACUGUUUACGAUCCAGUGGCCAGCAAUGGUGGCGAAGAGAGCGAGGAAGAGAUCGUGGAGGAGUACGAAGAGGAGAUCAUUGAGCCCGGUGAGAAGAACGUGCGCACCAUUGAGACCGUGAAGCAAUUGCCAAAGAAGUUCGAAGAGGAGGUCACCGUUACCCAUUCGAAGACCGAGAAAAAGGUAAAGAAGUCCAUGAUGAUCAGCCACUAAACUGCUAAACGCUGUAGAGCUUCGCUGCAAGAGCGGAUGAAUGUGUGGAGCGCAAAUUUGCUACAUUAUCAGUUUUAAUAAUACAGGGUGCCUAAACCAUUUUUUUUAUAAAAAGCAACAGCAACUCAUUUUCAAAUUACAUAAAACACACAUACAAACACACGCUCGCAUUUCGACACCAUACUCAUGCACUUGUUUGCAACGGCACAAUAAUACAAUUGCAAUGCAAAAAAAAAAAAAUAAAAAAAAUAAUAAUUUUAAAUGAUGUUGAAAGGAAGUCAAAAUCAGUUACAUUUAAAAUUAAGCAAUUUUUCUAAAACAAUUUUUGGUUUGAUUCAAAAUUAUACGUUUCUCGCCUCACUUUUCCAUUUCACAUUUCAGAGUCCGGUUGUAUCAAUUGUUGCCGGUUUUAUACCAAUUUUCGUAAGCCUUGUUCUAAAUUAUUUCACUAGUUAUCUCGUUCCUUAAUCGAAUUUGCUGAAAAUGCACAAAAUCAUAUAUUUUGUACUGAAUUAAUAAAAUAUUAUUGUAAUUUUACUUUUACUUUUGUGAAACGCAGAUAAAUUCAUUUGUAUUAAUAAAGAGUUAUUGAAUUUGAAGAAAAAGAUAAAGAAAUGUAUAGAAUAUA